CGUCUCGGCAACGGCAGCCACGAAACGAAAACAGACGAAAACCGUUUUGGGCACCGCUUCCCAGCGUCCGUCCCGCAAAAAGAAUACUAGUCGCUGGACCUCAUCGAUGGCCGUCCGGUGUCACGCUGCUGCUACCUUGGUCUCGUCCCGAGCGCACCUGUCCUCCUACCUCCCGCCCCUCCUCCCCUCCGCGCGACCCCGGCCCAGGACGACCCGCAGCGGCGGCGGCAGCUUCAGGCGGACCGCCGUUCGCGCCAUGGGCGCCGCGCCGUCUUCGCCCUCGCCGUCCGGACAAGCCCCAGGGAAAGCAGAUAACGCGUCUCUGAGUGAUGAGGAGUUGAAGAAGCGCCUCACAAAAGAACAGUAUUACGUCACUCGGCAGAAGGGAACUGAGAGGGCAUUCACAGGGGAAUACUGGAACACUAAAACCCCAGGCAUCUACCAUUGCAUCUGCUGUGACACCCCUCUGUUUGAGUCAUCAACCAAGUUUGAUAGUGGCACUGGAUGGCCGUCCUAUUACCAGCCGGUUAGCGACAAUGUGAAAAGCAAGCUUGAUAUGUCAAUCUUCUUCAUGCCUCGGACCGAGUCCCUGUGCGCCGUCUGCGACGCUCACCUGGGGCAUGUUUUCGACGACGGGCCACCGCCGACUGGGAAGAGAUAUUGCAUCAACAGCGCGUCUCUGAAGUUUAAGCCCCAGUAGUCCCUGGAAGAAGAAUCAAGAUGCAAGCACCAUCGCGUCCCAUGUAAAUUUUGGUUUGGGUAUGAACUAUUUCCAGUGUAGUAGCCUAAUCCGCCCGGUCUGCGCAUGUAAAUUGAUAAUUUCCAGGUUUGUAAUUUGUAAAGCCAUUUGUCCGAAA
Aegilops tauschii subsp. strangulata is the source of this 857-nucleotide messenger RNA. RefSeq names its product peptide methionine sulfoxide reductase B1, chloroplastic. Gene Ontology annotation, molecular function: peptide-methionine (R)-S-oxide reductase activity. The record is from RefSeq and is a predicted model, not a curated record. Gene Ontology annotation, biological process: protein repair; response to oxidative stress. Gene Ontology annotation, cellular component: cytoplasm. Lineage: Eukaryota; Viridiplantae; Streptophyta; Magnoliopsida; Poales; Poaceae.